AAUUAGUUUAAUUUCAACCAAUAAUCUGCUAACUUUCAAAAUUACCUCGUCAGAUAACCUUUCAUUUUCUUAAGUGCCUCAAAGAGUAAUGCAACUACUGGAACCCUUGUUACUCUUGCAAUAGCCUUUUCUAAUUUUCUAGUGUAUAUUUUUUUCAAGUCAUCUGUCCUGUCUCCUGUUUAAUCAAGUAAAAUCAUGGUAAAGCCAGUGAAUCCUCGAGAAACGGCAAAAUUCAUCGCCAAGAGAGCAAAAAAUGUUAAGGUUACUGACAAAGGUGUAAAGAAAGUAGCAGCAGAUCUUUAUUCAUCUUUAUUCAGAGGUGCAUAUACUUUGUCUUUAUGGAGAGAACAUAAUUUAAACCCAGGAAUAUCCAAUGAAUUCGCCAUAAAUUGGAUAUUUUUAGUUAACUCAAUUAACUUUUCCUACUGGCCAGAUCCGGAUCAAGAGUUUGCUGUGACAUACAAACAAGCCGAGUAUACCGGUUAUUGGGCUAUCUGUGCAAUCAUUAAUAGAGCUCUUAAUCAAGGUAUCCCAAUGGUCAGUCCAGAAUAUUAUUCUAAUUUAAGUUACGAUCAGGUUCAAAGGAUAUUUCGCGCGCAUAAAAAGGGUAAACCCAAUGAGCCAAUGGAAUUGCCUCUGUUGAAAGAAAGAGCAAACAUAAUGAAAGACAAUGGUAAAAUAUUAGUCAAGAAAUUCAGUAGCAAUUUCGUUACCGUGGUGGUAAAAGCCAAAAAGAGUGCCCGUUCUUUGCUCCAGCUGAUAUACGAAAAUUUUCCUUCGUUUAGAGACGAGUGUGUUUUCAAUAAGGAACGAGUUGGUUUUUACAGACGAGCUCAACUCUUGAUUUCUGAUAUUUAUGCUUGCCAUGAGGGUAAAAAUUUGGGCAAAUUUGAUGACAUUGAUUACCUUACCCUGCUCGUUGAUCAAAGAGCUCCUCAGUAUUUACACUUUUGCAACGUACUAAGUUACUCAUUGGAGUUACGGAAAAAAUUAAAACUGGGAGAAGUACUUAAAUAUGACGAUCCUGAUGUAAUUGAAAUGAGAGGUGUAGCUAUUCAUGCUUACGAACUAAUUAAAAGAGAAGUGAAGCGAAUGCAAGUAAGGUGUGGGGUUAAGUUGCCCCUGCCUUUAACUCCAACAAUAAUGGAGUUUUACUUUUGGGAUCUUGAAAGAAACAGAAGAGACGAAAUUGAUAGACAAUUACCAAGUCACAAAAUUCGAGCAAUCCAUUAUUAACUAUUUAUUAUCAUCUAUAAACGAUGCACUGCCGAUGCUUAGAAAUGAUCAACUGGUUCUUGGCUCACAGCUGUUGAUAACCUGUUUCCAAGCCUUUGUUAAUUUUCUUGCAAUUACUGUUAUUUUUAACCCAAAACAUAUCCUCGACUGAAUCUAGAGAAAUGAAGAGAGCUGAUCAAAAAAUCAUCUUUUUAAGGACCUUUUUCAUAUUUUUUAAUAUUUCAUAAACAAUUAAAAUUCUGUGUACAACUGAAAGGCUUUCGGUUGAUUCAAAGUUGGAAGCGGUAUUACUGAA
Messenger RNA from Tetranychus urticae (two-spotted spider mite), 1531 nucleotides. Its product is annotated as queuosine 5'-phosphate N-glycosylase/hydrolase. The record is from RefSeq and is a predicted model, not a curated record. NCBI's taxonomy places the organism in Eukaryota, Metazoa, Arthropoda, Arachnida, Trombidiformes, Tetranychidae.